Molecule: messenger RNA, 1242 nt
Organism: Morchella sextelata
Lineage: Eukaryota; Fungi; Ascomycota; Pezizomycetes; Pezizales; Morchellaceae
Exons: 1
Coding region: 1-1242 (413 amino acids)
Source: RefSeq, a predicted model, not a curated record
AUGACAGAUUUAAGGUUCCGCUUUCGGUCUCAAUCUCUCAACUCUAUCAGAGUUUGUCAGCUCAUCAUCAUCUUCGUGGUACCGGUCCUUGUCUCAUCGGCCGAGCAUAACGAAAUAAAAAAAGAUGGCACUACGAUACAGGAUACUUGGAAACACGCUGAUAAAUGCGAGAAUUUCUGGCAAGAGGUGGGAUCUUUAGGUGCAAGUGCUCUCUGCUAUAAAUCAAAUGAUCAGGAUUAUCGGGUGCCUACCAAAACUUCUCUUACACCACACGAUGAGGGUCUUAAUGGGCCCCCAUGCCCCGUAAUACACCAUCAAGGUUUAGCAUGCAAAAGACCUAAAUGUUGUGCUAGAUCAACUCGCACAUUAUUGGACCUUAAUGCAAUCAAGUCGAUUGACUUCCUCGAAUUUCCCCCUUGGUACCAUCGUGAACCACCACCACAUCCGGGAAUCACUGUUUUACCCGCAGAAAUCCCAGAGGGACAAAUAAGCACUUUCCUCGGCUCUCUCGGCCAUGCUAGAAGCAAAGGCUUUGUUAUUCCAGUCAAUAAGGAGGGGGUGCCGGGAUGGGAGAAAAGGUCUCUGGAAAAAGAAUCAGUAGUAAUAUUACUUCCUGAAUCGACCGGUUCCGGUUUUGUAACCUCUACAAAAAUUUUGGGCACGUUGGUACCUACGUCUGGAACUAUUGGCGGACAAACGAUCCAUACUCCUAUGCCACACAGAAUAAAACCCUUUUACGGCCAAACACUCACUGCUAGUACCAUUAGCAACAAGCCAACUUCGUCCCCUAAUUCACCAUUCAAGGAAUCAAUCAAACUCGCUUCAAUACAGGCAUUUUCCCAGAUGGGGAUCGUCCUCAUAGCUCUCUUGAUUAUUGCAGGUGUAGCAGUGGUUUUUAUCUGCAUCAGUUCUAUACUCAAGUUUCCUAUACCCUUCUUAGGAAGAUUGAAGUUUGGAAAUAUUAAGAAAGGCGGGAAAAAAUUGAAGUCGCAGAAAACGGACACACGCGACAUUAAUUUUGGGGACCUUGUGGAAAACGCCACGCUGAACCCAUAUGCUAGGGCCCGUUAUCUGCGUGGCACUGCAGAGGCAAUUGACGAUGAUAGUUCAUUGCAAGACGGGAGUCAUAUAUCAGGUACAAGAACUGGGGGUGAAACGUCGGGGGAUAAUACCCCGGCGGUAGCAACUGGAAGCCAGUCAAAGUUAACAGGUGUCAAGCUAAGGAGGACUCGGAGCUGCUAG